AUGGAUUCUAGUGAUGGUAUUUUUGAGGAGAAUGCAGAGGUGAGAUUGAAGAGGGUGUGGAAUGCAGAUUUGGAUUGCAGGGAUUUUGUUGUUUAUGAGGGCACGGUGUAUUGCCUGACGAACAGAAACAGUAUUUUUGUGCCAUGUGAGGGGAAUGAGUAUGAGUUUUAUGGCGAGGUGCUCAGGAUGUUUGCUUGUGAGCAUUACAUAUACCUGGUGUUUAGGUGUUCGAAGGUUUUUGUUUUUGACGUUGUCUGCAGGGAAGUUGUAUGCAAGAUGGCUGAAGGAUGCUCGAGAGUUUCCAAGGCGAUUGUUGAUGGAAGUGUGAUGUAUAUGCUGUGUGAGCAAGGGAAGAUGUAUAGGAUGUCUCUUAGGGACAUGAAGAGUGUUGAAUUGCAGAGCAACAUAAGCACGAGUAGAAGUGAUAUUGUGGACUUUACGGUGCAUGAGUCUGUGAUGCUUUAUGCAACAGCGAGUGGGGAGAUUCUGUGUGACGGCAGAACUGUUCUGAGGGUGAUUGGCGGGGUUGAUGGGAUGACUUUGUGUGGAGAAUGCCUGUAUAUUGUUAGUGGAAGCGGAUGCCUGCUGAAGUACGAUGUGAAUGAAUGGAGGUUUGUUCAGAAGAUUGAUAGUGUAAGGGUAGAUGUGAUUGGGGAUGAUUUUAUGGUGAUUGGAGAUGCUGUGGCAGAUCUUCUGAUGAGGAGAAUGAUGAGAGUGCCAGUGGGCACAAGGAGGAUGAUUAGGGCCGGCGGAGAAAUAUAUAUGCAGACGCAGUCUGAGAUUGGUGUCUGGGAGGUUAUUAAAGGAAGUUAG
Molecule: messenger RNA, 813 nt
Organism: Ordospora pajunii
Lineage: Eukaryota; Fungi; Microsporidia; Ordosporidae
Exons: 1
Coding region: 1-813 (270 amino acids)
Source: RefSeq, a predicted model, not a curated record